Messenger RNA from Triticum urartu, 964 nucleotides. RefSeq lists its product as uncharacterized. Gene Ontology annotation, molecular function: zinc ion binding. NCBI's taxonomy places the organism in Eukaryota, Viridiplantae, Streptophyta, Magnoliopsida, Poales, Poaceae. Gene Ontology annotation, biological process: regulation of DNA-templated transcription. The record is from RefSeq and is a predicted model, not a curated record.
AAAAUGUACAACCGAAAGAUAUUUUACAGAUUCCAACAACAGAUAAAGUUUGUGUUGAAUUUGCAUGUUGAAGAGGUUGAGAGAAAUGUGAAAUAUGAAGUUUACAAGAGACCAAUGCUAGCUGAAAAAGAUUUCAGAACAAGAAGAUUUAUUGUGAUUGUGAACAUGCAGCAACAGGAGUUCAGUUGUAUUUGUGGGAAAUUUCAGAAGGAUGGCAUUGUGUGCAGCCAUGUCUUGAGAGUACUUUCUCAUCUCAACAUGUCUAUGCUGCUAGAGAAAUAUUACAUAGACAGGUGGAGGCCAAAAAAUACAAAGGACAUACGGGACAUCCGUUUCAAUGUUCCUUUGGAACUGACUGCUGGAAGUCAACACUUAAGGUAUACCUUGCUCUCCAACAGGCUCAAUGAGAUGGCCUCAGAUGGUGCAUCAACAAACAGAAAAUAUCUAUAUGUUGUAGCAGGAAGUGAAAGGGUGCAACAGAGGUUGGAUGAGAUGACUAAAGAAGAUGAACUUGCAGAAGCACAACAAGCAAAUAUUGACAAGGACACAACAGAGUUUGAUGUAGGACCGCAUCCUGAUGGCUAUGGGGACAAUCUUCAGGAUCCUGAUGUUGCAGUAUCAAAAGGGCGUCCACAAAAAGGACGUUACAAAACUUUCAUGGAAGGUUUACUAUCUAAACAGAAAGUCACAUGCAGUCGUUGUGGGGAGCCUGAUCACUAUAAAAAUAGUUGUACGGCAAGACCUGAAGAUAUCGAUUUGGCUCACAAAGAAAAAGUCAGCCGCAAACAUGUCUCAGCCUCUGCUGGGACAUCUACAGAGAAGCAGCCAGCUCAUGCAAAACCGAGCAAGAAGGCGAGAAAAGGAAACUGAGAAACUGGGUGCUACAAGUUCAAGAAGGCAUUGGUUUGGUUUUUUGAUUGUCCCUGCGAGCACUGAAAAAAAUGUAAAAAUGAGCCAAGUGUGG